AUGCCAUCUUCCCUGCCUCAGAGUAUACAUGUACAAAAAUGAAACAUUUCGUUCGUUAACCAGAGGCGACGGGUUCCUCUACCUGCACCUGUCGUCCAGACGUGCACAUCACCAAAGCCGUUGUCACCAUCAUCGCUACCGCCACCACCACCACCGCCGACAUCGUCCUCAUCGCCGUCGGCGGCAUUUGCGAAAGCGUCAGCAACGGAAGCUGUAAACUCCUAGAGUCAUCCCACUAUGUCCAAAAACAACCGACUUUCACGUCAUGCGCCGAAUGUUCUCUCUCCCCUUUUCGCGCGCUCUCCGCCGCCGACAUGGCUCCUGUCGGUCUGACGGUAGUGGUCUGGAACAGAUACUUAAAUGGCGGCGAAGACUCGCGAGGCGCAAUCGCCUGCGUCCAUACGCGCCUGCGUUGA
This is a messenger RNA of Spirometra erinaceieuropaei, 416 nucleotides long. The record is from the annotation of a GenBank genome assembly. Lineage: Eukaryota; Metazoa; Platyhelminthes; Cestoda; Diphyllobothriidea; Diphyllobothriidae.